This is a messenger RNA of Parascedosporium putredinis, 1719 nucleotides long. NCBI's taxonomy places the organism in Eukaryota, Fungi, Ascomycota, Sordariomycetes, Microascales, Microascaceae. The record is from the annotation of a GenBank genome assembly.
AUGCACAGUCUAUACGCCGCCGUAUCGGUAGGCUUGUCGCCUGAUGACAUCAUCAACACCCUCGACCGCUUCCUCAAGAUUCCGCUCCCCGAUGCAAUCCGUCAAUUCAUCAAGGGCUGCACGCAGAGCUACGGCAAAGUCAAGCUGGUGUUGAAGAACACCAAGUACUAUGUCGAGAGCCCCGACCCUGAGGUCCUCCAAAAGCUGUUGAAGGAUGAAGUCAUUGGUCCGCUUCGGGUGCAAGGAUCCGAUACCAUCACAUCCAGCGCGCCCAAGAUGGCAGGUCUCGUCAUCCCCGGCACCCAGAGCGCUGCAGGAGUCAACCAAGCUGCGGCUGCGCUACCCCCAGCGCCGAACAAGGACCCUGAGGUGCCGGAGGACAGCGUGCUCUAUGCCAACCUAAAUGAUGAAGAUGAGGACGAAGAGGUCACACACUCAUUUGAAAUACCAGAUAGCGCCGUAGAAACCGUUCAAAAACGGUGUCUCGAACUCGAAUACCCUGUGCUGGAAGAGUACGACUUUAGAAGAGAUGAGGUGAACUCCAACCUCGAGAUCGAUCUCCGGCCGGGUACUUCGAUUCGACCGUACCAAGAAAAGUCACUGAGUAAGAUGUUCGGUAACGGACGAGCCAAGAGCGGUAUCAUUGUACUGCCUUGUGGCGCAGGUAAAACGCUCGUGGGCAUCACGGCAGCCGUAACCAUCAAAAAGGGCGUCAUUGUCCUAUGCACAAGCUCCAUGUCUGUUGUGCAGUGGCGAAACGAGUUCCUCAAGUGGUCCAACAUCAGCCCUGAUGACAUUGUGGCCUUCACGGCCGACUCCAAGAACAAUAUGUUUUCGGGUAACACGGGUAUUAUCGUCACCACAUACUCCAUGGUGACGCAAACGAGGGAGCGGUCUCACGAGGCCAAGAAGAUGAUGGACUUCCUCACGGGACGCGAAUGGGGCCUUAUGCUCCUGGACGAGGUCCACGUGGUGCCGGCCAACAUUUUCCGCAAGGUCACGUCGUCGAUCAAAUCUCACUCCAAGCUGGCUUUCGAGGCCAAUUGGAUGGAGCUGUCCGAGCAGGGCCACAUCGCAAAGGUCCAGUGCGCAGAGGUGUGGUGUUCCAUGCCGACAGAGUUCUUUGACCAGUACCUUCGAGCGCCGUCCCGUGAAAAGGGCCUGCUCUAUAUCAUGAACCCCAACAAAUUCCAGGCUUGCCAGUACCUGAUCCAGUACCACGAGAAGCGCGGGGACAAGAUCAUCGUCUUCUCCGAUAACGUGUACGCUCUCAAGGCCUACGCGCUGAAGCUGAAAAAGGCCUUCAUCUACGGUGGUACGGGUCAGUCGGAACGUCUCCAGGUGCUCGAGAAUUUCCAGCAUAACCCGGAUGUGAACACGCUGUUCCUAUCAAAGAUUGGCGACACAUCGCUCGAUCUACCGGAGGCGACGUGUCUGAUUCAAAUCUCCUCCCACUACGGUUCUCGACGUCAGGAAGCGCAGCGGCUUGGCCGUAUCCUGCGAGCUAAGCGUAGGAAUGACGAGGGCUUCAAUGCCUUUUUCUACUCCCUCGUAUCCAAGGAUACAGAGGAGAUGCAUUACUCACACAAGAGACAAGCUUUCUUGGUGGAUCAGGGCUACGCCUUCAAGGUCAUCACGCAGCUAGCCAACAUUGAGAAGACGCCAGACCUGGCUUUUGCAACGGCAGCAGAGCGGCGCGAGCUGCUACAAAGAUUAUGA